Molecule: messenger RNA, 1617 nt
Organism: Aspergillus fischeri NRRL 181
Lineage: Eukaryota; Fungi; Ascomycota; Eurotiomycetes; Eurotiales; Aspergillaceae
Product: flavin-containing monooxygenase
Exons: 1
Coding region: 1-1617 (538 amino acids)
Molecular function (GO): flavin adenine dinucleotide binding; N,N-dimethylaniline monooxygenase activity; NADP binding
Source: RefSeq, a predicted model, not a curated record
AUGGGUUCGCUUCAGGACCAACCUCAAUACGACGCUAUUAUCGUCGGGAGCGGUUUCGGGGGUUUAUACUUGUUGCAUGAACUGCGCAAAAGGAACUUCAAUUGUGUUGUCAUUGAUGAGGCUGCGGAUAUCGGAGGGGUUUGGUAUUGGAACCGGUAUCCAGGCGCUCGUGUAGACACCAAGGUUCCAUUGUACGAGUUCUCAAAUGACAGCAUAUGGAGUGAUUGGCUCUGGACGGAGAAGUAUCCUGGAGUGGACGAGAUUCGCAGAUACUUUGAACAUGUCGAGUCGAAGCUGCACCUGAAGAAGGACAUCCAGUUCAACACCCGCGUGACUGCGGCCGAUUACGAUGAUGCUGGCAGCCUGUGGACCGUGACAGAUAAUGACGGAAAGAAGCGCACUGCUCGUUAUUUCAUCCUCGCCACCGGGUUUGCUGCGAAACCGUUUAUACCCACCUUUAAGAAUUUGGAAACUUUUGCAGGGCUGAGUUUUCACACGUCCCGAUGGCCGCAGAACGUCGACACCGCCAGCUGCCGAGGGAAACGGGUGGGGAUUGUGGGUAACGGAUCAAGUGGCUUGCAGGUCAUUCAGGAAAUUGCCCCAUUGGUGAAGGAGAUGACGGUAUUCCAGCGAAGCCCGACGUAUGCACUGCCGAUGCGACAGCGGCCAUUGACCGUGUCUGAACAAGACAAAAGUCGUUAUCCGGCUCUCUACGAACUCCGGAAGCAUACAUUUGCCGGCCUCGACAAGGAGUUCAAUAUGGAAGCAAGCGCCCAGCUCUCGUAUGAACAACGCCAGGCAUUUUUUGAGGAGAUCUGGAAGGAUGGCGGGCUGGCAUUCUGGCUGGGAACAUAUCGCGAUGUCAUUAUGAACAAAGAUAUCAAUCGGGAAGCUUACCAUUUCUGGCGCUGCAAGGUCUUGCCGCGAAUCAAGGAUCCUAAGAAAGCUGAGCUGCUGGCACCAGACGUGCCUCCAUACUAUUUCGGUACUAAGAGGGCGACUCUGGAGCAGCGGUACUACGAAGCCUACAACCAGGACAAUGUGUCCCUGGUAGACGCUAGAAACAAUCCAAUUGUGGAGGUCAAACCGAAUGGGAUCAUCACCAAGGACGGGAAGUUUCACGAGCUGGAUAUGCUCAUUCUUGCCACUGGAUUUGACUCGGUCACAGGCGGUAUUCUGAAUAUCGAUAUCCAUGGCCGUAACGGUGCAUCCUUGCGAGAGAAGUGGACGAAGGGGACCUGGACGUAUCAAGGACUUAUGACAUCCGGGUUCCCCAACAUGCUUUUCCUCUAUGGACCACAGGGUCCGACAUCCUUCUGCAACGGUCCAACGUGCGCGGAAGUCCAGGGUGACUGGAUUGUGCAGACACUGACAUAUCUGCGUGCUCAUGGUCAUCGCCAGAUUGAGCCCAAAGCAGAGGCCGAGGAAGCUUGGAGGGCUCUAGUUAACCAGAUCGGGGAUGCCACUUUGCUACCAGAAACCUCGUCGGAGUACAUGGGCACUAACAUACCGGGGAAGCCCAAGGAGAUGCUCAACUAUCUCGGAGGCUUGACGGACUAUAUCAAGCGCAUCAUGACCACGGUGACCCUUGGGUACCCUGAGUACUACCUUAACUAG